GCACAAUAUCGUAUCGACUCGUCGUCUAGCACACACCACACUCGCACGCACAAAACGCGGUAUAUAUAGCAUCGCAUCCGACUCUCAUCUCUGCACCCAUCCACCGAUCCCAACGACACGAUGACCGACCCCAUCCCUGUCCGCACCGAGGCCGAGCAGACGGCCUACGCCGCCGGGCUGCGCGAGGCCGAGCGCAAGGCCAUGGGCAUGUUCGACGAGAUCGAGGGGCUGAUCAAGCCCGGCGUGAGCGAGAAGGCGCUGUCGGACGCGAUCCACCAGCUCGGCCUGGAGCGGCACGGGCUCCGCACGCACUGGCACAAGCGUGUCGUGCGGAGCGGCGAGAACACGCUCGCGCCGUUCGAGGAGAACCCGCCCGACCGCGUCAUCCAGGCGGACGACAUCCUGAUCGUCGACCUCGGGCCGGUCUUCGAGGCGUGGGAGGCCGACUUUGGGCGCACGUACGUCGUCGGCAACGACCCCGAGAAGAUUGCGCUGCGCGACGCGCUCGAGCCCAUCUGGGUCGACGUCAAGGCACAGUACGACAAGCAGCCAGGCAUGAGCGGCGAGCAGCUGUACGCCAUUGCCGUCAAGGCGGCGCAGGAGAAGGGCUACGACUUUGGUGCCCCGCUCGCUGGACACAUCGUCGGCUCGUUCCCCCACGAGCGUAUCCCCAAGGACAAGAUCACGCUCUACAUCUCCGAGGGCAACAGCGGCUCCAUGAUCUCGGUCGGAAAGGGCGGCUACAACCGUCACUGGAUCCUUGAGAUCCACCUCCGCGACAAGAAGGGCCGGUACCAGGGCUUCUACGAGCAGCUGCUUUCGGUCAACUAGGAAAGAGCAGCGAGAACGCGGGAGAGCGGUUUGUGCAGUACAGUUGUUAGAUAUAUGGCACGAGUGAGCGACACGGCCUGGGCUGCUGGCCUCGGGCCAACUGCGGCG
Molecule: messenger RNA, 939 nt
Organism: Vanrija pseudolonga
Lineage: Eukaryota; Fungi; Basidiomycota; Tremellomycetes; Trichosporonales; Trichosporonaceae
Gene: pepQ
Product: Xaa-Pro dipeptidase
Exons: 2
Coding region: 121-831 (236 amino acids)
Source: RefSeq, a predicted model, not a curated record